This is a messenger RNA of Paramecium pentaurelia, 1089 nucleotides long. The record is from the annotation of a GenBank genome assembly. NCBI's taxonomy places the organism in Eukaryota, Ciliophora, Oligohymenophorea, Peniculida, Parameciidae.
AUGUAAAUGAAACUAAUUAAAUAAUAAUCUGCUUCAGCUUUAAAACCUAGAGAAAAAAAAACAGCACAAGCUUUAAACUAACCUGUUAUAUACCCUGUUGAUGGCUAUAAAUUAUUAAAUGAAUUAUCUGUUGGAGGAUUUGGGUGUGUUUAUAAAGCGAUUGAAAUAAAAACAAAUAAGCCUGUAGCUAUCAAGUACUCAAAAGAAAAUAUGGAAAAGGAAUAUAGGAUUUUGAAUUAAUUAUAAAACUGUUAAGGAGUUCCUUAAGUCUAUAAUUUUGGGUAGUUAAAUAAUACUUAUUACAUUAUAAUGGAGUUCUUAAAUGAAGAUAUGCAAACUAUUUCAUCCAAAUAAAAAUGUUUUUCAAUAAAAACAACGAUCUUGAUUGCUAUUAAAAUAAUUCAAGUUUUAAGUUAAAUUCAUAAAAAUGGUAUUCGUCAUAGAGAUAUAAAACCAUAAAAUUUGAUGACUAAAAAUUCUGGUAUUCACAAUGUAUGAUUAAGAUUCAACUAUAUAUCUAAUAGAUUUUGGGAUUUCGCUAUUUCAAAAUGAUCCUUUACCUGAUAAAUAUGUUGAUGGCACAAUUUUAUAUGAUCCUCGUAUAGUGCACAGACGUUAAGAAUAUCGUUUCAUAGAUGAUAUAGAAAUGGCAGGUUAUUGCUUAGUUGAAUUAAUGAAAGGUAAAUAUUUAAUCAAUAAGUAGGUUAAUUACCAUGGUAAAAAUAUAUAGAUGGUAGAGAAUCUCGAAUAAUGUAAAUGAAAUAAGAAUUUAUAGAUGCUAAAUCAACUAUACAGCUUCCAAUAUAUAAUAUAUUUUAAUUUGUUGAAUAAAAUUAGAAUAAUGAUUUACCCGAUCAUAACAAACUAAUUAAUUAAUUAAGAGAAGUCUUAAUAAAAUAGAAUAUUACUGAAGAUUAUAUAUAUGAUUGGAAUUCUAUUGAAUUAUUAACAACUCCUUAAUUUAAAGCAAGAUCAAUUAGUUUCCAAAGUUAAAAAAGUAAAUUUGCUUCAGAAAACUAAGAAUUGAGUAUAGCUUUAGAAGGGGAAAUAUAAUUUGUUAAUGAUUAAAAAUAUAAAUUUAUGAAAUGA